UUACAUGCGAAGGCAUAUAGACUGGUGGUCAUCGUUACGUUUUUGCAAUUGUACGGUGUGCAGAGAAAGAUCCAUAUAAAAAGACUUGACUUGUUUCAUAGUGCGGCAAUGUGGCUUUCAAAUAUACAUUGCUUGGCUAGCCCCAUAUUUAUAUCUGCAUCAAAUGUGAAUCAAAUUGAAUCUGCUCUUGGUCAAACACAAAUUCAAUCAGUCAGAUAUGGUCAAUGCCCACAUAUUUCCGAGCCGCCGUUAUCGCUUAUCCGCUCUCCGCGGCCUAGAGCCUCGGUUGUAUUUCGGCGCAUUCUGACUUAUCAGAGCGACGGCCAUGUGCAAAACUUUGAGCUGAUGCUCAGUACUCAGUACCAUUUCAGACUCGGAGCCGAAUGCAUUAAAUACUUAAAAAUCUAACUGGGAACAACAAUGACGACGUCCCCAAAGAUAAAAACUCUGAUUUCCGGUCGUGGGAUGUUGCGACUGCUGGGGAUAUUUGUGCUGUUUGCCGUUUCCGUGCCAGGCGCCACUUCUGACGCGGCCCCAAAAACCGCCAGCAGCGAAGGCAACGGCAACGUCAACGCCCUGGACCGUCUCCACGCGGGCCUCUUCAUCAACUACGACAAGCAUAGCCAGCCCUUGGACAAUGGCGACCCGUCUGCCGUCAACAUGAGUCUGACCAUCAACUUCAUCGACAUCGACGAGAUGAACGGCAAGAUGACGACCCACUGCUGGCUGAGUAUCCGCUGGACGGACGAGCGGCGCACGUGGCAGCCGCAGGAGUAUGAGAACAUUACGGCGAUCCAUUUGCGUGCCAGCGAGAUCUGGAAGCCGCAGAUUACGCUAUUCAAUGGUGCCGGCGAUGAGGACAGCUUCCUGGUGGACACUCAGGCGAUUCUCACCCACGACGGCCAAUUCCUGUGGGUGCCCCCGGCCGUGUACACGGCCUACUGCAACCUGAACAUGAUCAACUGGCCGCACGACGAGCAGACGUGCAAGCUGAAGAUCGGCUCCUGGGGCGUGCGCCACAUCAAUGCGGAUUACAACAAAAUGGAGAAGGGGCUGGACUACGAUGGCCUGAUGCAGUCCACCGAGUGGCAGAUUAUCUCUGGAGACACGAAAUUCGUGCCCCAGGACUACUACAGCUACCUGGAGUACACCCUGACGGCUCAGCGACGUUCCAACAUGUACACGGCCAUCAUUUACACGCCUGCCGCCUGCUUUGUGAUACUGGCACUAUCCGCCUUUUGGCUACCUCCUCACAUGGGAGGCGAGAAGAUCAUGAUCAACGGCCUCCUCAUGAUUGUGGUAUCCUCCUUCCUCAUGUACUUUGCCCAACUGCUUCCCGUGCUGGCCAACAAGACGCCGCUUGUGGUUGUGUUUUAUAGCUACACUCUGCUGCUGCUGGGCAUCUCCACCAUUGUGGAGGUGGGAGUGCUCUACUUGGCGACGGCCAAGCAUAAGCGACGCGUGCCAGACUGCCUCAAGAAGCUGCUCCACGGUAAAUUCGGCUCCUGGCUGUUUCUCUCGCACUUCAGCUCCGAGGCCGAGCAGCAGACGGACAAGAACAAGGAGAUGGACGAGCAUGUCUAUGACAACGCCGAUGGCGAUCCGUCCGAACCGCUGGACAUCAAUCCCUCGGAGGUACCCUCGUCCCGGGCCAUCCAAUUCGAAUGGGCCCUGCUGGCCACGGCCGUAGAUCGUGUCACUUUUGUGGCCUUCAGUCUGACCUUCCUCAUUCUGGCCAUUGUGUGCCAUGUCUAGGAUAUCCCAGCUCGCCUGGAUAGCUGUGAAAUCUGUGUAUCGUCUCUGUAUCUAUAUCUGUAUUUGCGUAUUUUUCUUGUAUUUGUAUUUACUAUAUCUCUAUGCUUGUGUGUGGGUGGUGAACUUAGUGAGCUUAGAAAUAUAUAAUGAUGAGACCUCUA
Messenger RNA from Drosophila pseudoobscura, 1916 nucleotides. It is a transcript of the gene nAChRbeta3, whose product is annotated as nicotinic Acetylcholine Receptor beta3. The record is from RefSeq and is a predicted model, not a curated record. Gene Ontology annotation, molecular function: acetylcholine-gated monoatomic cation-selective channel activity; transmembrane signaling receptor activity. NCBI's taxonomy places the organism in Eukaryota, Metazoa, Arthropoda, Insecta, Diptera, Drosophilidae. Bases 421 to 1755 code for a protein of 444 amino acids. The transcript is spliced from 4 exons. Gene Ontology annotation, biological process: regulation of membrane potential; monoatomic ion transmembrane transport; chemical synaptic transmission. Gene Ontology annotation, cellular component: neuron projection; synapse; postsynaptic membrane.